Molecule: messenger RNA, 2561 nt
Organism: Phragmites australis (common reed)
Lineage: Eukaryota; Viridiplantae; Streptophyta; Magnoliopsida; Poales; Poaceae
Product: B3 domain-containing protein Os03g0120900-like
Exons: 5
Coding region: 265-1392 (375 amino acids)
Biological process (GO): purine nucleotide biosynthetic process; 5-phosphoribose 1-diphosphate biosynthetic process
Cellular component (GO): ribose phosphate diphosphokinase complex; cytoplasm
Molecular function (GO): ribose phosphate diphosphokinase activity; magnesium ion binding
Source: RefSeq, a predicted model, not a curated record
GCAGAUGGCAACUGCCGCUUCCGCCUCCCCCGCCGCGCGGUGCGCAAAAGCCCCGACCCGAGCCCGAGCCCCACAUUCCCGAGGCCUACCCCACCGCGCCAGCCUCCACCUCGGCAGCGCGAGCGCCACCAGCACCACCGCCAACGGCAGCAGCCUCCACGUGCCCCCCCCCCCCCGCCCCCCACGAUCGCACCGCUCGCCCUGCCCAAGGUGGCCGGCGCUGGGGGCGCCCACAAGAGCGUCCUGCUUUUCUACUGCGAGGAGAUGAGGGAGCUCGCCCAGCAGGUGGUCUCCAGGAACGACGACAUCGAGCUGCGCUCCGUCUGCUGGAGGACAUUUGCUGAUGGGUUCCCAAAUUUAUUCAUCUCGAAUGCUCAAAGCAUUUGCAGGCAACAUGUUGCUCUUUUAGCAUCAUUUAGCUUGCCCAGUGUCAUAUUUGAGCAACUAUCAAUCAUAUAUGUUCUUCCAAAAUUGUUUAUUUCUUCAUUUACUCUUAUACUCCCAUUUUCCCCAACUGGGACUUCCGAGCGUAUGGAAGAUGAAGGAGAUGUUGCCACUGCCUUCACACUUGCUAGAAUUUUGUCAAAUAUACAAAUAUCACAAGGUGGACCUUCAAGUUUAGUGAUUUUUUACAUCCACGCUUUGCAGACAGUUACCUUGCAAAGUACUCAAGGGGAUGCACAAAUUUCAUCCCAAGAUGAGCUGGAGACAUACCUGUCAGUGACGCGGCCAAUGGAGGAUGAUAAGGCUAAAGCAAUAGCCAGAGUAAUGAGAACGUUGAAUGUGGACAAAUUGACAGUUGAAUUAUUCUGCGCUACACUCACUUUGUGUGAAUGGAAUGUUAACGCAGCUGCAGAGGAUUUUGAUAUUUGCAGGGGCAAUCCACAAAUUCCGGAACUGUCUCUAAAGCAGAAACUUGUUUCGCAGUUUAACUUUGUAAAGGAACAACUACGACACUUCUUCCUUCCAGAUGUCAAUUCUUCUGCGCCAAUACAUGCAAGAAGGAAGAACGAUCUUAAGGGGCCUAAUUUGUCUAAUCAACCACUACAUUGUAACUCGACACCAGUGAAGCACAAGCUAGUUGACGAACAUGAAUCAUGUGAUUUGUCACAUCAACAGAAGAGGAGACUAGGGAAGUUGCAGCGAGGCUCACUACAGACUCAAACACCAAGAAGGUCACCUAGAUUGGCACACCUGAAGAAUACUUGCAACAGCACAAAUAACAUACCGAAAGAAAGAUCUGACGCUCCAGAACCAUCACCAGCUCUGGCAAAUCAGGUGAAGGAUAGAGCAGACAAAUCAUGUUUACUUCAUGAGAAACAAGAUAAUGUCUUGAAAGGAGUUCGUGGGGGAAAUAAUAGGUUCCUUAUCUCAGGACUCCAGGAAACUUGAACCAACAUGCAGUGAGGUGGGCUUAAGUGAAGAGCAUGGAUGUAAUCAGGGAGAAAUCGGAAAAAAAUUGGAUCAAAACAAUGCUGGAGAAAACAGUUGAGAUCAAACGGAAAGAAAUGCUUUGGAUACUUCUGAGUCAUUCAUGAGUACAGGUUGCAUAGAUACAGAGUCAUUGCUAACCUACUCUGAAUUGACAUCAUAUUCAAGAAUAACUGAGUUAUCUUUUACAUGGAAGCCCUCACAACAUGACAACUCCCUUGAGAAAAUUUUACUUGACAUUGACAGGGACAACUUUAUAAACACCAUCACACGUGUACAAAAAAUUAUCCUUGAUGAUAUUUCAGAUGUACAGACUGCAGAUGUAAUUGAAGCCAUUGUGCGGAUAGGGAUUCGUAGAUGGGGUUCAUGCCUUCAGGAUAGCAGUGCCCAAAGGAUAGUGGAUGCAUUGCUGGAGCAUGCUAAAAAUGUCAAGGAGCAACAAAAUUUUAAUAUUGAGGUUAGGAAGGAAGGAUUUUCUGCAAAGCUACAGGAUCACUCAAAGUGGCAGCUUAAAGAACUGGAAACUGAAUACACUCCCUUGGAGUUAGAUUACAAGAAAGCAACUGCUGAUGCUUGCAUUUGCUUCUCAACAUUGGAAGAACACAAGAAAAAGAUGGAUGCCAUUCAGAAUGAUAUCAAGGACUUGCAGGAAGCAUUGAUGAUGGAGGAUGAACUGCAAAACUGAGGCAUCAACUCUUGGAGCACGAGAUUCUGUAUCAAAAGUCUAUAAUGGAAAAGGUAAGGGUAAAUAUGGCUCUGAAGAGCUAUCAACAGACUCUUGAUGAAGUAAAAAGACGGCUAGCCUCAACUGAACCUGGAUCAAUUGAUGUUGAGGCAUUGGUCAAGGUAGAGAUGGAUAACAUGAGUAAGGAGUUUGAGCUCUCCAAGGGAAGUCUCCUAAAUAUCAACUUCAAGAAAGAGUAAAGAAGGUGUUGCGGCUGCUGGCAGAUAUUUAUUUUCUGGCUAUGUCCUAGUUCAUGGUAAAUCCUUUCAUGGCAAGUUCUUUUGUAUUCUCUUAAUGGCCAUAAUAUGUUAUCAGGAAAGAGAUAACUGUGACUAUUCAUGCACCAUAAUGCUUGUUUUUUCAUGAUAAACUUUCUUCAUAAUUUCUCUUAAAGCUUGGUUAUAUU